CUCUAACGCGCUUCUUUUAUCAACUCGCGGUUAAAAAAACAAAAAUGGGUUUGGCAAGGACGCCACCAAAGUUGCAAUUCAAGAGAGACGGUAGUUUUGAUCAAGAAGUAGACGAUCACUUGAGAGAUAUCCAGCCAGACAAUCAGUUAGAAAGCCUUCCUGUUGAGAGAGACAUCACUCCUACUACAAAUGAAGACGUUGAAUAUCUCAAGAGACAAGUUAAUAUGCUCUCUACUCGUAAUAAAGAGUUAACACAGUCCAAGUUUGAUUUGCAACUCCUACUUGAGAAUACCUUGAAUGAAGAGAGAAAUGCUAGGAAAUUAGAAUCAGAUGCUAUGAUUGCUCAUAUUAAUAAACAACGCGAUUUACAUAAGACCACAUUAGGAAAGUGGAAGAAUGAAUUGGCUAUACAGACAGCCAAUAGAGAGGAAAUCGAAAGACGAUACCUAGCCACAGAGGAGGAAUUAGACAACACAUUGGACCAACUAGAUAGUCUAAAGGAUAAUGUCUCUAGUUUGGAAGCUAAAAUUUCUGAAAUUGAAACAUCACACAAAAAAGAACUCGAUAAACAUAAGAAAGAUUUCAAAAUACUAGAAGAGAAGCGUAAAAAAGAUGCUGCAGCCUAUGAAGAAAAGAUUGUGACCUUGAAAGACCAAUCGAAUAGAAAGGACCUAGAUAGGAAGAUCCAACGUUAUCAGGCUAAGAUAGACUCCCUAGAAACAGACGUCGACACCCUCAAAGACAAGCUCGAAACCGCGAAAGAAGAUCAAGCCGAACUCGAGCAAGCAGAUGCAACUAUCUCUGACCUCAGAAGAUCCCUCGAGAAAGCUCAAAAGGAGGCUAAAUCCUCAAAAUCAGAUAGAUCACUUGAGAGGAAGUUGAAAUCUGCAGAGAAUGAGUGUGAUCGGUUGAAAGAUGAUUUGAGACAUCUUGAAAAUUCCAUCGAUAGGCGUGUUAGAGAUAAAAUCGAAGAACUAAACGAGGGUUUAGAUGUUAGAACACUUCAAAAGCAACUCAACAAGCAGAAGGACAAAGCUGCUACCAUCCUCGCUGAUCUCAAGGAAGCUGAAAAGUCUCGCAUGCGUGCUGAGAAGGAAAUCAAACUACUCAAGGAAGACACUAGCACUGCUGAUGAAGAACGCGAGAGAGCAGACAGGGCGGAAAGGAAAGUGAAGAAGCUCGAGCAGCAAUUGCAAGAAGCUACUAGAAGGAAGGACGACAGUGACGACGAACCAGUCAGACCUAAGUUAUCUAAGAAGCCAACAAAGUCAAGUAUAAUUGAAUCAGAUGACGAUAUCGAAGAAGAGCGACCAUCAAAGUCGUCCAAACUUGCCCAAAGAAAGAAACGCAGGUCGGAGACCGAUGACGAGGAGAUUGAGCCUCCAAAAGCGAAGCGUCCAACCAAGGAUGCAUCCAGUAAGGAGAGCAAACGCGCUCCUAGAGAAAGAGAGAGAGAAAGAGAAGAACCACCAAAGAAAAGCAAAAAGAAACUUAAUAUCUUCGGUGGUGAUCCUGCUAUGCCACAAAAGUCCGGCGCUGAUAAUGGCGUAUUCGGUUUGCCUGAUAUACUCUCACCUGUUAAAUCCAAGUCUGCAGCUGCAAAACCUGCAAUAGGUAGGGGACCUUUUGCUUAAAUAAUGGAACCUAAUAUAAUUAAUCUCUGUAUAUGUUGUUCAGUUAGUGUACUCUUAUAAUGUAUAAAUAUAAUUCGCG
Wallemia mellicola CBS 633.66 is the source of this 1713-nucleotide messenger RNA. RefSeq lists its product as hypothetical. The transcript is spliced from 4 exons. Lineage: Eukaryota; Fungi; Basidiomycota; Wallemiomycetes; Wallemiales; Wallemiaceae. The coding region runs from base 45 to 1634 and encodes 529 amino acids. The record is from RefSeq and is a predicted model, not a curated record.